UUAUACAUUUUCUUUCUUUGUUGCUUGGAGUUUAGAAUUUUUGAAACAUACCCUUUAUUUCUUAUUCAUCAUAGAUUAAUGGGUAUGUUUUGGAUUUUGAUCUUCUUCUCCCUAAUCAUCUCCAUCUCACCUUCUUACGGUUUUGAUCCAUUGGAUCCACAUGGUAACAUUACAAUCAAAUGGGAUCUUUUGCAAUCAUCGGAUACAUAUGAUCUAAAAGUAUCAAUAUUCAAUUACCAACUAUACCGCCACGUGGAGUCACCUGGUUGGAAAUUGGGUUGGGAUUGGAAAGGCCACGAAGUGAUAUGGGGAAUGUGGGGAGCUGAGGCAACUGAGCAAGGAAACUGUACUAGGUUUAAAGGAACAACACUCCCACAUUGUUGCGAAAAAAGUCCGGUGAUUGUUGAUCUUUUGCCACAUUGUGCGAAAAAGCGCAUAUCAGCAGCAACCCCAAAAUGCUGUGUUUCCUUGUCGGCUUUUUACAAUGAUACUAUUGUUCCUUGCCCUAAAUGUAGCUGCAGAUGCCAAGAGCAACCUGGAGCAAAAUGUGUAAAGUAUGGAGAGACACCAUCUUUGCUGCGAGAAAAGCAAGAUUCAAAUGAUGCAACUUUGCUGCGAGAAAAGCAAGAUUCAAAUGAUGCAACCCCAGAAGUAGUAAGGUGUACACAGCACAUGUGCCCUAUAAGGGUACACUGGCAUGUGAAAGAGAGUUAUAAAGAGUAUUGGAGAGUUAAGAUGACGAUAAAUAAUCUAAAUAUAAUGAAAAAUUAUUCUCAGUGGAAUUUGGUUGUCUUACAUCCCAACUUUAAAAGCUUGUAUCAAGUAUUCAGCUUCAACUAUGAACCGCUUGAUCAGUAUGGAAACAUCAAUGAUACAGGAAUGUUUUGGGGGAUUGAGUACUAUAAUGCCAUGUUACUACAAGAAGGUGAUAGUGGAAAUGUGCAAACAGAAAUUUUAUUGCACAAAGAUGAAGAUUUCACUUUUAGAGAAGGAUGGGCUUUACCCAGAAGAGUUUUGUUUAAUGGUGAUGAAUGUGUGAUGCCACAACCAGAUGAUUAUCCAAGGCUACCCAAUUAUGCUCACACUAAGUUCAUAAUUAGUUCUAAUAUAAUCAUUUUUCCAUUACUGUUGCUUAGUAUUAUUAUCUUCUAAAAUUCUUUGAAAGGCUUAUUAUUAUCGGUAUUUGUAUAUUGAGAGAGAGUUUUG
Messenger RNA from Jatropha curcas, 1206 nucleotides. The record is from RefSeq and is a predicted model, not a curated record. NCBI's taxonomy places the organism in Eukaryota, Viridiplantae, Streptophyta, Magnoliopsida, Malpighiales, Euphorbiaceae.